UUUGCAAAGAUGACUUCUCAUAGUACUCAAAUCCUCACCAAGAAAGUCGAACUUGAUAAUAAAAUAGAACCUCAUAUUUCAGUUGAAGAUAAGAUUUCUAGAAUUUUUAAGAACCCAAAAAUAUACGCACUUUCCUCCAAUUAUGACGAUGCAGCAAGAUCUAAAAAGAUUACUCUCGAGAACACUUGCUGUACUAACGGCUUUGCGGCUGCUAUUCUUCAUGCCUAUAACCACCACAAACAUUUACGUUUAAGUCCUGAUGAUAUUUGGCUCGCUGUUGCUCAAGGCGUUAGUAAUCAUAUUAAUAAUAAUUCAGAAAAAUUCCGUGAUUGGCAAGAAGCUGUAAAUAGACUUGUCAGGAAAACUGAUGAGCAUGUGGAAAAAAUUGAAUUUAAAGAAUUAUUAGAAUGUGAUUUUUCAACAACAACUUCAAGCAGUUUAACAGCAAGCCGUAUUGUGUUAUUAGAUACAUUUAAGGCAUAUUUCAAUUUUAGAACCUCAGUUUUUUGUGGAAUUCCAAAAGUUACACUUGAGGGAACUCUCGAUGAUUGGAAUAAGCUUCAAGAAAAAGUUGUUCAAUUAAGAAAGUUAAAUUUAGAACUUGAUUUUUGGUUAGAUCGCCUUGAACCUGUGAUUUGGAAAUUAGUAGAAACUUAUCGUGGCGAGGUUGACGAAGAUUUUUGGAGUAAAAUUAUAAAUAUAUACAAACAAUUCGGUUCAGGAGACGAUAUUUUUAUUUCAGGGUGGAUGUUAGCCUUCUUUCCUUAUAAUCGUUCAGGAACGCCUUUUCCAUACAACAAUGUAGAAAUUCCUGAUAUUCCAGACGGCAUGGUUGAUGUUCCUUUUACUACUGAUACUGGUUACUUUUUGAAAUUUGUAGCUGGGUUUGUCGGUGCUAAUCAAGAGAUUCUUGAAAAUUCUAAUGAAUCUGUUGUUUCUCCGGUGAUCGGAUGGUUUAUUACUGAUAAAGUGGAUGAUUCUUCCAACAAAAAGGUGUUGCUCGAAAGUUUUUAUCGGCAGGCCUAUGAUCCGAUCCCCUGA
Racocetra persica is the source of this 1041-nucleotide messenger RNA. The record is from the annotation of a GenBank genome assembly. NCBI's taxonomy places the organism in Eukaryota, Fungi, Glomeromycota, Glomeromycetes, Diversisporales, Gigasporaceae.